This is a messenger RNA of Stegodyphus dumicola, 855 nucleotides long. RefSeq names its product neprilysin-1-like. The record is from RefSeq and is a predicted model, not a curated record. Gene Ontology annotation, cellular component: plasma membrane. NCBI's taxonomy places the organism in Eukaryota, Metazoa, Arthropoda, Arachnida, Araneae, Eresidae. Gene Ontology annotation, molecular function: metalloendopeptidase activity. Gene Ontology annotation, biological process: protein processing.
AUGAGGCCAUCGAGCCAAACUCAGUCAAACGCCUUAGCUAUAUCAAUAAAAAUUGCUGCAGUGCUGGUUUUUUGCUGCAGUCCAGAAGAAACAAAGUUCAGAGUGAUUUUUAGGAUGAUUGAUUCGGCUAUUUUACUGCAGGUAGGAAGUAGACUUAUGGGUCUAUAUGACUCAGGUAGGAAGUUCGAUAAAGUGGGCAACUUGACUCAAUGGUGGCCAGAUGACAUCAUAGAAAAGUUCAAGGAGCGAGCUGUCUGCUUCGUUGACCAAUACGCACAGUUGCCUAUAGAUAUGGUGGGGCAGAAUGUGAACGGGAACCAAACACUGGAUGACAAUAUCUGUGAUAAUUCUGGACUGAAGCAGGCCUACUGGGCAUACAAACAUUAUGUUGCUCAGCAUGGGGAGGAACCUACUCUGCCUGGAAUUGGUUUCUCUAAUCUGCAAGUAUUUUUCAUGCAGUACGCACAGAUAUGGUGCGAAGUACUUAGUAAAGAAGCCAACGAAAAAUAUAUUAAAGACAAUCACAGUCCUGGUAAAUACAGAGCAAAUAUACCUUUGAUUAAUUCUGCAGAAUUUUCAUCUACGUUCAAUUGUCCACUUGGCAGUCCAAUGAAUCCCGUGAAGAAGUGUAGAUUAUGGGGAUAAAAAGAAUUUAGUCUCCGAAUAAAAAUAUAGAAGAAACUGAAAGAAAUCAGCAGGAUCAUUUCAAAAACUAUUUUCACUUGUACCUGAAACUUGUAAAAACGUAUAUAUAUAUAUAAAGACUUAUUGCUACGUCUCUUGUAUGAUGUACAUGGAAGGAAAAAAUGUCAAGUGAAGAAAAUGUUAACGAUUAAAUAAAAAAAGUUAAACGUU